UUCCAGAGUCCCUUCGCCGUCUUUUGCGCCAAAAAAACGCGCCAUGGCGAUGGAAGCCGCCAGCCACACCGCCUGCCGGGCCAGAAGGAUCCUCGUUGGGGCGAAGUCCAGGCAGAAGGAGAGUUGGGAUGAGCUGUUUCAGGCUGCGGACAAGGAUAGGUCGAGGAUGCUUGAUUUGAAAGAAUUGAAGAUUGUGAUCAGGGAGAAGCUGCACAUCCCCGAAUCCGCGCUCACCGACUUUGAGAUUCAGAGCAUCCACGGAGAGAUCGACCUGGACCAGAGUGGAGUCAUCGAUUGGUCCGAGUUCCUCACGUUCGUGGCGCGUGGCCCCAAGCGCCCGGAGGACGAGGCGAAGCUCUUCGCCUUGAGGACGAAACGGGUCCACCGCAACCUGAGGAUGGCGUUCAACAAGUUCCAGACUGAUCAAGCCGCAGUGCAGAAGCUCUUUGAAAAGAUCGACCGCGGCAGCGAUGGAAAGAUCUCGAUCCAUGAGCUGUUGAGUUUCGUGCGCUCCGAUCUGAAGCUCUCAAAAUGGGACGUCUUCGAAUCAGAGAUGAAGUCCUUCUACCGGACCAUGGACACAGAUGGCGAUGGUGUGGUGGUGGAAGAGCUGCUGCAGUUCAUCCACAAGACGCGCUCCAGUUUUCAAAAAGGGAAGCUGGACAAGUUUAGCUUCGUGGAGGACCCACGCCCAGGGAAUGUGCGGAAGCAGCCCACCUAUCGCAUGCAGCUGCUGUCCGAGAGGAUGCCCAAGGCCAGACACCGCCCUAGCUUUAGAAUGAGCUUCCGAGCGAGCACAAAUCUAAGGUCAAGAGUCCUCGAGUGCGGGCGAACUUCGGAACCAGAGGACCAGCUCUUUGCCCCAGCUGGUCUCGACCCCUUCCUUCGUGAAUCUGGGCCGAUCCAGGCCGCCCAUCGUGCGCUGAGCGAACGCGGUGCGCGUUGGCGAACGCGUGUGGGUGGAAGUGCAGGUCCCAGCUAGCCAAUGAGCCGUGGCAAGUAGAAGGGCAUUCAAACAGAAGUGGUUUGUUGGUGGGGAAGCCUUAGUGUGUAGCUGGUGAGUUUGCGCUUCCAAUUGUGCAUUAUAUAGAUUUGCCGGCAUUGCACACUUUACCUCAGUAUACCUUCCCAUGGAUAGCCUGCGG
Durusdinium trenchii is the source of this 1145-nucleotide messenger RNA. NCBI's taxonomy places the organism in Eukaryota, Dinophyceae, Suessiales, Symbiodiniaceae. The record is from the annotation of a GenBank genome assembly.